Molecule: messenger RNA, 1482 nt
Organism: Aureococcus anophagefferens
Lineage: Eukaryota; Pelagophyceae; Pelagomonadales; Pelagomonadaceae
Exons: 1
Coding region: 96-1445 (449 amino acids)
Molecular function (GO): phosphatidylinositol binding; metal ion binding
Source: RefSeq, a predicted model, not a curated record
GAGCUCGUGACGUCGAAAGGACCGUCCGCGCCGCCUGUUUGUCACCCUGCGCGCGCGAAACCUCCGUCGCUGCUGGUGCCGCGCGCCGCCGCGCGAUGGCAACAUACAAGGGCAAGACCUACGGGCGCGAACCGGAGGCGAGCGAGGAGUACCUGCCGCUGCGGCCGCCCGAGUGGAUCCCCGACGCGUCCGCGCCGGCGUGCAUGGCGGCGACGGACCUGGGCGUGGCCUGCGGGCGGCCCUUCGACGCGUUCCUCGAGUGGCGCCACCACUGCCGCUUCUGCGGGCGCGUCGUCUGCGGGGCCUGCAGCCGGCGGAAGAUGCUGCUGCCCGGCGAGCGGUGGGCGCCGUACGCGGAGGCGGACUUCGACUUUUCCGAGCCCCGGCGCGUGUGCAACUACUGCUGCGAGACGCUCAAGCCCUUCCAGAAGCGCUGGGCCCAGCGCGUCGCGCGGAGCCACCGGCCGGCCAUGGGCACGGAGGACGAGACGCUCCGCUACAUGAACAUCCCGCUCCCUUUCUAUGAGUCGGACGCGCUCGAGCAGGAGGUGCAGAAGGCGGCGUUCUCGCUGAAGAAUUUGACGGAGGGGCUGAACUACUGGAGCGGCGACGAGGCCUACGUGCACCGGGCGCUGCACGGCGCGCGCGGCGUGCUCUUCGUGACGACGCUCAAGGCGGCGUUCAUCGGCGGCAUCUCCUUCGGGAGCGGCCUCGUCGUCGCGCGGCGCGACGACGGCACCUGGAGCCCGCCCUGCGCCGUCGGGACCUACGGGCUGACCUUCGGGGCCGUCGUCGGGGCCGAGGUCACGGACUCGGUCACGGCGCUGGGCGACGUCGCGUUGGCGGAGCUCUGCGACGAGGCCGCGGCCAAGGUGAGUUUAGGCGGCGCGGCGUCGCUGGCUUUAGGUCCCCUGGGCCGCACGGGCGAGGCGGCGACCCUCGUGUCGGAGACGGGCCGCACGGCGCAGCAGGCGUCCUACAGCCACAGCCGCGGCUUCUUCGGCGGCGUCACCGUCGACGGCGCGUACGUGACGGUGCGCCGCGACGUGAACCACGCGUUCUACGGCGAGUCCGUGUCGGCCGACCGGCUGUUGCGGGACACGUCCAUCCCCCAGCCCAACGGCGCCGCCGAGCUCUACGCGCAGCUCCACAAGUACAUCGCCGUGAACCACGACUACGUCGUCAACGGCGCGCCCGCGGCGCGCGACAGGUCGCCGGGCCGGCUCCGCGCGUCGAGCCUCGAGGACGACGCGGACCUGAGCGACCACGUGCGCGCGCCGGCGCCGGCGGCCCGGAGCGACCCCUUCGCGGCGACCUUCGACAACGGGCCCCGACAUACCGCGUUCGCCGCCGCCGCGCCCGCGUACGCGACGUCGAACCCCUUCGCCGCCGCCGACGACGACCAGGUCGCCUGGGGCGAGGAGAAGGACGCCGUCGACAUCUAGGGCGAGGGGCGGGGGGAUCUUACUUCACUUCCAUAUU